ACUUUUAUGUAGAAACAAAUCAUGCCGCUUGUAAGAUAUGUUGGUCGAGAUUAUUUAAAGUAUAAAGGAAAACGCCUUUUUGACAUUUUAUGUCGAUUAAAAAAUUUCGGAGUUGGUAGGAUGGUCUAUAGAUACACAUUCAAUGAAAACUAUCCCCAGCCCAGCUACUACAUCAUCACUAAAGUACAGCCAAAUAUGAAGGACCCCCAAAAUUUCAAAGAAAUUGACUCUUACGCAUGGGGGUUAGCAACGUUUCGAGGAGAGCCGAAAGGUCAACUGAAAAUAACUAAAGGCUAUAAAGCAGAUUGGCGAUUAGUCCCAAGGCACGAAGAGGAUAAGUUUAGAUCAUAUACUGGAGAACUCCCGGCUCAAAAUGUUAUUCCGACCGAAAUGAACUUACCACCUCUAUUAGAAUAUCUCGAAAUGAGCUCGGCGGCAAGGAAAGGAAAUCCAAUGACAGAAAGACCCAAAAUACCUUUAAUUAGAAAUUAUGGAAAAAAUAAUAGAGCAAUUUCGGAUAGUGAACAAAAAAUUCUAGAUGGAAAUUUAUAG
Molecule: messenger RNA, 552 nt
Organism: Dimorphilus gyrociliatus
Lineage: Eukaryota; Metazoa; Annelida; Polychaeta; Dinophilidae
Source: the annotation of a GenBank genome assembly